Arthroderma uncinatum is the source of this 303-nucleotide messenger RNA. RefSeq lists its product as uncharacterized. The transcript has a single exon. The coding region runs from base 1 to 303 and encodes 100 amino acids. The record is from RefSeq and is a predicted model, not a curated record. NCBI's taxonomy places the organism in Eukaryota, Fungi, Ascomycota, Eurotiomycetes, Onygenales, Arthrodermataceae.
AUGCCUUCCAAUACCACUCGUCCCCGGUGGCCUGAGGAGGGGGCCAUCCUCGCCGAUGGGAGGGAGACGAGACGACUGGGACAGGCUGGGGAAAGUGGAACUCCAUUAUUCUCUUUCCCAACGAUCACCCUCGAUGCGCCCAUCAGAUACCUUGCGUUAGGCUGUGGAAUAGAAUAUGACGGCUACGGCAUUGAUCCGCAGGUCUAUGAUAUCACCCAGGCGGCAAACCGCAUGAUGCGAAAGUCCAUUUGGGGCUCCUUGCCGGGCGCACCUCUCCACGGAGGUACCGUCGAUGCCGGGUGA